Camellia sinensis is the source of this 1063-nucleotide messenger RNA. NCBI's taxonomy places the organism in Eukaryota, Viridiplantae, Streptophyta, Magnoliopsida, Ericales, Theaceae. The record is from RefSeq and is a predicted model, not a curated record.
CAUUAGACUAAAAAAAAAAAAAACAGCCCACCCUCCAAAAAAACCAACAAAGAAGCUUCAACAGGUUCAACUCGUCUUACACGGUGAGAGAGCUAUUCUCUCAAGUUCAUCCACCAAUGGCUGCCUCUUCAAGCUCUGCCACUCUCAGAGCCAUCUCUUUCUUCUUCAAGCUCCCACCCACCACCAUCACCGCCACUUCACCUUCCCAAAAACUCCCAUCCUUCAAGCUCUCCAAUCCCUUUUUCUCCCAAAACCCCAGGCUCACCACCACCACCACCGCCUCCGUCGCAAGAUCAUUCACCUGCAAGAGCCAGAGCAACCCAUCAGAUCCUUCAAGACCCAUUUCAGCCAAAGUUCAAGAACUGUGUGUGUAUGAGAUGAACGAGCGAGACCGUGGAAGCCCUGCUUGCCUUCGAUUGAGCCAAAAAACUGUCAAUUCUCUCGGCGAUCUCGUCCCUCUCACCAACAAAAUCUAUUCCGGGGACUUGAAAAAGCGGUUGGGAAUAACGGCCGGUUUGUGCGUGCUGAUCAAGAACGAACCGGAAAAGAAAGGAGACCGGUACGAGGCCAUAUUCAGCUUCUACUUCGGAGACUACGGUCACAUAGCAGUUCAGGGGGCUUACCUGACCUACGAGGACACGUAUCUCGCUGUGACUGGUGGGUCCGGAAUCUUUGAAGGGGUGUACGGUCAGGUUAAGCUACAUCAGAUUGUGUUCCCUGUCAAGUUAUUUUAUACAUUCUACUUGAAGGGGAUACCGGAGCUGCCGGUGGAGUUACUGUGUGCGCCGGUACCUCCGUCGCCGGAGGUGGCGCCGUCGCCGGCGGCUCAGGCUUGUGAGCCUGGGUCCGCUAUUUCGAAUUUCACUGAUUGAGUUUGUAAAAAUCAUCGUGAUGAUGGAGAGAGUGCCAAUGGCGAUGGAGAUAAAAUUCACUUUUUCAUGCCCAUUUAACUUUUGUUAAUGGAUAAGCUUGAAUUAGGAAAGACUAUUAAAAUAAAUGGUGUAAUCGAUUAAUUAAAAAUAUGAGUUAUUUAUAGCCUUGUUUAAGGUGCACUAAUAAGUAU